UGCCUCCAGUCGCGUUUCCAUUGGUUCCGGACCCGCCUGCCUGCCCUCCCUUUUCUCCUCCGCCGCGUAAUGGCUGCUCCCGAGACCCAGGCGGCUGCGGCCGGAGGGGAGGAAGACUGUGAGGGCAACCACAGCGAAGCCGGGGGUGUCAGUUAUGAGGACAGUAAGGAUUGUAUCCUGGAGCCGCUUUCCCUGCCAGAAAGUCCAGGUGGCACCACCGCUUUAGAAGGUUCUCCAUCUGUCCCUUGUAUUUUCUGUGAAGAACAUUUUCCUAUGGAUGAACAAGACAAACUUCUGAAGCACAUGAUUAUUGAACAUAAGAUGGUCAUAGCUGAUGUCAAGUUGGUUGCUGAUUUCCAAAGGUACAUUUUAUAUUGGAGGAAAAGGUUCACUGAACAGCCCAUUACAGAUUUUUGUAGUGUGAUAAGAAUCAAUUCCACAGCUCCACUUGAAGAACAAGACAAUUACUUUUUGUUAUGUGACGUUUUACCAGAAGAUAGACUACUUAGAGAAGAACUUCAGAAACAGAGACUGAAAGAAAUUCUGGAACAACAGCAGCAAGAAAGAAAUGAUAACAAUUUUCAUGGUAUUUGUAUGUUUUGCAGUGAGGAAUUUUUCGGGAACAGAUCUAUUCUUUUGAACCACAUGGCCAGAGAACAUGCUUUCAACAUUGGAUUGCCAGACAACAUUGUAAACUGCAAUGAAUUUCUAUGCACAUUACAGAAAAAACUGGACAACCUGCAGUGCUUGUAUUGUGAGAAGACCUUCAGGGACAAAAAUACACUGAAAGACCAUAUGAGGAAAAAACAGCAUCGGAGGAUUAAUCCUAAGAACAGAGAAUAUGACCGAUUUUAUGUCAUCAAUUAUUUGGAACUUGGAAAAUCGUGGGAGGAAGUUCAAUUGGAAGAUGAUCGGGAGCUGCUAGACCAUCAGGAAGAUGACUGGUCUGAUUGGGAAGAACGCCCUGACUCUGCUGUCUGCCUAUUUUGUGAAAAGCAAGCAGAAACAGUUGAGAAAUUAUGUGUCCACAUGGAGGAUGCUCACGAGUUUGAUCUCCUUAAAAUAAAGUCAGAACUUGGAUUAAAUUUCUACCAACAAGUGAAACUGGUCAAUUUCAUUCGGAGGCAAAUUCACCAAUGUAGAUGUUAUGGCUGCCAUGUGAAAUUCAAAUCCAAAGCAGAGUUAAGGACUCAUAUGGAAGAAGCUAAACAUACAUCACUGCUUCCUGAAAGAAAGACAUGGGAUCAACCAGAGUAUUAUUUUCCAACCUACGAAAAUGACACUCUACUGUGUACACUGUCUGACAGUGAAGGUGACCUGACAGCUCAGGAACAAAAUGGAAAUAUUACCAUCCUCAGUGAAGAUACAUCUAAACUGCAUGCUUUGAAACAAAGCAGUAUUUUGAACCAGUUGCUACUGCAAGAGGGCUUGAAAAACUAGAAGAAAAUGCCACAGAAGCAACUUUUCAUGUUUUUCUCUUAUGAAACAAACUCAGAAAAAUAGUUUAAAUUUGAACAUUAGCAAAGGAUUAGUCCUUGGUGAAAUAAAAGUUUUAAAAAGUACUUUGCAAAAAAUAAAAUGAGGACUUUUUGUAUUUUUGGCUAUAAGUUUUACUAUGUAAUCAUUAUAAAUGAUCUCAUUUCAUUAGACUCAAUUAUCUACAAUAAGGAGGACAUGCGGGGAUUGGAUUCUGGACCAAGAAAAAAUUUUCUUUUGCUAUAAAAGAUCUAGUGGGACAAAUGGCACACUUUUAAUAAGGUUGUAGCUAAUGUUAAUUGGUGUUAAUUUCCAGAUUUUGAUAAUUGUACUGUGAUUAUGUAGGAGAACGUCCAUGUCUUUAGAUAAUACACAGUGAAACUUACAGGUAAAGGAGCAUUUUUGGUUGCAACUUACUCUCAAAAAACAAAUGUGAAUAUGUAGACAGAAAAAUGCUGAAGUGAAUGUGAUAGGUUGUUAACAUUUGGGGAAUCUAGGUGAAGGUUAUAUAGCAAUUCUUUGUACUACGGCAACUUUUCUGUAAGUCUAAAAUGCCUUUACAGUUGGUUUGUUUAAAUCAGGUCCCAUGGGGCACCUGGGUGGCUCAGUCGGUUGGGCGGCUACCUUCAGUUCAGGUCAUGAUCCCAGGAUACUGGGAUCGAGCCCGGGGUCAGGCUCCCUGCUCAGUGGGGAGUCUGCUUCUCCCUCUCCCUCUGCCCCACCCCCUCAUGCUCACACACUCUCUCUCUCUCAAAUCAAUAAAAUCUUUAAAAAAAAAAAAAAAAAUCAGGUCCCAGGUGAGAUUCAUGCAUUGCCUUUGGUUGGUAUGGUUCUUAAGGAUCUUAAAAUCUAUACAGUUCAUGCUCCCUCUUAAAAUGCCACUUUUUUGUUAAACUGAGCCCUUUGUCUCACUUUCUGAGUUUGGAUGAUCAUAUGCUCUUUGUGUCAUUUAACAUGUUCCUCUAUCACCCCUUUUUCCUGCCAACUGAUAGAUUUAAGAAGUUCCAAUAAAUUUGUGUUCAAAUUUGUUUGCACAAAUAAUUUAUAAGAAAUACUAUUGCUGUUGCAUCACAUCAGGCACAUAAUAUCCCUUGUACCAGUUUUAGAGAUUUUAGAGCUGACAGUCCACUCAGGUAUUGUCAGUCAAUGCAUCAUUAUAAAGUUCCCCAUCAGUCUUUUAUCUAACUCAUUUGGUACUCACUGGUAAUUGCUACCUAUUAUUUUUUCUAGUGACUUGCAAAAUGAUGGUUUUCUAAUGCUAUCGUUUACAGUGCAUUCUUUAUACAGCAUGGGUGCUAUGGAGUACUGGAGUUUGAAGUUCUAGUUUUCAACUGUUAAUACCAGCCUAUGUAGGCAGUGCCCAAAGACUAAUCUUGAAGUCAUGUGGCCUGUCAAGAGUCUCAAGAGUCAUCCCCCACCGUGUGAUCCAAAAGUGACUAGAUUUAUAAAUUUUAGAGGCUCUGACCAUGGCUUUAGAUUUCCAAGCCUCCAACUUUGCAGACACCUACACAAGUCUUUUAUUAAAAACAAAGCAGAGAGGCGCCUGGGUGGCUUAGUCAGUUAAGUGUCUACUCAGGUCAUGAUCUCAGGGUCCUGGGAUCUUGCCCCGCAUUGGGCUCUCUGCCCAGCAGUGAGUCUGCUGCUCCCUCUCACUCUCCCUCUGUGCUCUCUCUCCUUCUCAAAUAAAUAAAUAAAAUCUUAAAAAAAAAAAAGGAAAGGGGCUCCUGGGUAGCUCAGCUGGUUGAGUGUCCGACUCGGUUUUGACUCAGGUCAUGAUCUCAGGGUCGUGAGCUAGAGCCCCACUUCAGGCUCUGUGCUCAGUGGGGAGUCUGGGGUGUCUGCUUGGGACUCUCUCUCCCUCUACCCCCUCUCCCCCAAAAUAAAUAAAUAAAUCUUAAAAAAAAAAAAAAGGCAAAGAAAUAGAAGCCCUUAUUAUAAUGGAAAAUGCCUAAGUUAAAGACACAAUUGAGUUAAAUUGUUUUAAACCCGAAGACCUAAAGAAGGCAGUUAGUCCUGUGCCUAGAACCUUGUGUGUCUAGGCAGAUUUGUUCAGGAAAUCAGGUAAUGUGUAGAGUGUUUCUAGAAUGUGCUUCAGUUUUAGAACAGGAGCAAUGAAAGAAUGAGAACAAAAUUAAGAAUAAUUAAGCUUGUGAAGGAGAAAGUUUUUUUUGGAGAAAGUUUUUGGAGAUAAAGUUGAGAUCUUAGAGAACAGAUCAGAUGGAUAUAAAAGGAAAAAUGAAAUUGAAGGACAGAUAAAAGGGAAAAGAUGAUGUACUUAGGUUUAAUUCAUAUAAGAGGUUAUUUUUAAAAUGAGUAGAUGUUUUGGAGGUUUGGGGUUUUUUUUUUUUAGCUCAGAAAUAAUAACUUGGUCCCAAAAAAAUCAAACAAGAAUAGAAGCAAAAUCAUAGCCGACUGUGCUGACUGACUCUCAGAGGGAGCAAGAAUAUAGACCACUACUGGCAAAGUACUCUCUUAGAGCUACACAGAGAAUAGAGACUACUUGCCAAGAACUAUUGGGAAUUCCUCCUUAAAGUUUGGGACACUGAUGCCAGGUGUACCCUGAAAGGUUGGACAGUUCAAAAGGGGAGGAUCAGCCAGAUGGAAGUACACUAUUCAAGGGAUUAUUGAAUGGGUUCCCAGAUGUCACUAAAAUUGUAAAUAGGAAUACAAGUGCCGUCUAUACCCAGAGGGAACAGGCUGAGAAAUUUUGAAAUUUUAGACUGUAAAUGAAGGCAACCAGAAAGAUGAAACAUAACAGAGAGCCAAUCAGGACAGUGAUAAAUGGAAUCCAAGCCUGGAUUGGCUGUUAGCCUAAUCACAAAAUGCAUGUUGAUUAUCUAAUUCAGAAAGGUGAGAGUGGCCAAGGUUUUUUUUUGAACAAUGGUUGCUUUUGGCCUAGCAGACCUAGUGAUUUAGCUCUCAAAACAGAAGACCCCAUUAGACAAAAUCUAGAACAGAAUGUCAGUAAGUACAUGUGGCCAGAAAGAAGAGAAAGAUAAAAAAAGGAAGAAAGAAAAAAAAAGGAGGCAUCAGAUUCUACAAAUACUAGGCCUUUAUUAGGGAAAUUUAACUUAUUAGGAGGUAAGUUAAACUGUGACAAAUCCAGCUGUUCACCUUGAAAAGUAUAGAGGGGAAGUCAAGCCCUAGGACAUAUCCAAUAUUGCUGACAAAGGCGGAGUGGAGGGAAAUACUCCUGGAGGCCUGGACCAAUCAAAAGCAAGGGAAGGUGGAGUGCUGAGCAGGGCUUCACAGAGGUAUCUGUCCUCACCAGUGCAAUUAAUCUGGUAGUCCAGUUGCCCCCAGUAUUCGUUCUCCCUCUCUUGAAUAGGUUUAGUUGGGUAUAUGGCAGACUAGAAUGAAGACUACACUUCCUAGCUUCUCUUACAGCUCAGGAUACUUGUGUGUCUACAUUGUGGUAAAUGAGAUGUAAACAGAAGAGUCAAGUGUGACAGCUUCUAAGAGUCUUCCUUGAGAUACUAGAUGCAGCACUCUCUGCUUUCCUUUCAUCCCUUCCUGCUCCUGUUGCUGAAGAUACCUGCAUAUGGGACAGGGAAGUCAAACCAAGCAUGAUAGGGCAACAGUGCCAAAGGAAUCUGGAUGAACCAGCCCUCAAACGGUGACCUAGAUGUUUAUGUGAGUGGAAUAAACAUCUACCUUUCCACUGUUACUUUGGGGGUUUUGUCAUUCAUAGCUGAACCUAGAGAUUCAGCUGCAGAAAUGUCCAUAGCAGCUUUAGUUCAGGAAUCUGCGAGGAUGUUUUCUGGUUGAAAAAAAAUGAGGCACUGGGGAGCCUGGGUGGCUUCGUCGUUAAGCGUCUGCCUUCGGCUCAGGUCAUGAUCCCAGGAUCCUGGGAUCGAGCCCCACAUCGGGCUCCCUGCUCGGCGGGAAGCCUGCUUCUCCCUCUCCCGCUCCCCCUGCUUGUGUUCUCUCUCUCGCUAUGUCUCUCUGUGUCAAAUAAAUAAAAUCUUUUUAAAAAAAGAAAAAAACAAGGGAGUGAAAGAGAGGCUACCCUUACAAGACAGGCUUUACAGGCAUGUCAUUCCACAACAAAGACCAACAGCAGGAGCCAGUGUGGAAACCGUGUGGUUAUUUAGAGCCUAGAUCCCACAGAUCAGGCAGGGGAUAUUGUAGACAGAAGGCUCAAAGGGGAAAGGAAAAGUAAAACGGUCUUUAAGAUUCGAGAUGGAAAAGAAAGACCUCUCAAAAGCAGACUCAUGAUUGGGCUUGCCAUCACUGGAGAUUUCUAAACUUCGCAAGAAUGCAAAUAUCUUACAAGGGAGAAAGAUUCACCUCUGCCCUCUAAGGUUCUUCAGCUGGUUCUGCAAAAUAAACUGACAACAGAGAGAUUAAUAUGAGAAAAAAUAUACGAAGUUAUUUGAUAUUGGGGCACAUGGGUGGCUCAGGCAAGCGGCUGCCUUCAGCUCGGGUCAUGAUCCUGGGGUCCUGGAAUCAAGUCCCACAUCAGGUUCCUUGCUCAGCAGGGAGUCUGCUUCUCUCCCUCUGCCUGCUGUUCCCCCUGCUUGUGCCCUCUCUCUCUCUGUGUCAAAUAAACAAAUCUUUUAAACAAAAUUUUUAAUUAAAAAAUUAUUUGAUACUAAAAGUUUUACACAGGGGUGCCUGGGUGGCUCAGUGGGUUAAGUAUCUGGGAGAUUCCUCCCAAUCGAGUUUGGUGUUAAGUGUUUUGAUGAUACUCUUUAAAAAGUGAGGUAUACCAGGGGCACCUAGGUGGCACAGUCGGUUAAGCAUCCAACUCUUAGUUUUCACUCAGGUCGUGAUCUCAGGGUUAUGAGAUCAAGCCCCAAGUCAGGGUCCAUGCUCAGCACAGAGUCUGCUUGAGAUUCUCUCUCUCCCUCACCCCUCGACCCCCUCCCCCAGCUUGCACUCUCUCUCUCUCUCUCAAAUAAAUAAAUAAAUCUUUUUAAAAAGUCCUUAAAAACUGAGGUAUAUCAGAAACUUGAUGUAUAAUUAAACUUUUAAGAUUCUGAAAAAAGCCACACCAGUGGUUCUAGUGAGACCCUGUCCAGGUUGCUGAAAGAACUACAGUGCUAUCCAAGGCAUGAAGAACCCACCUGGUUCAGAAUGAACAGCAUCAGAAGGAUGAGUUUUAGAUUCGAAUGUCUUUAACUCAAGCAUAUAAGAGAAUCUAAUCUUUCAACUUUUUCUCCCUGGGAAAUUCACAGUGGUAGAGGGGUUAUAUUUAAAUUGGAGGACAUCAAUAUUUUACUGAAAUUUUUUUAUUGAAGUAUCUUUACAUUGUCAUAUAAUGUCUUUUCAGAGCCUCUGAUAGACUGUCCAAACAAUAUGGUUAGACAUAAUUAGGACUGCAAAGUGAACUGGGGAACUUCCAGCUGGGGUUCAGCUUGGCCUUGGAAUUAGUUCAGUCACUGAAUUGCCUUCUGAGGGCAAUAGCUAUGCUCAUCAGCCAUUCGAUGGGAAAAGUAGGGGGAUGUGCUUGUGGUGGGAGCAGUACUUUCAGGAUAGAUUGCUGGUCUCCUGCCAAGGAGAUGGUCACACCCUUGUUGGCCCUGAAUUUAAUGGUUAAGCCCAAUGAGCUAAGAGAACAAAAAACCCUGGGAGUGUUGGGCACCUAGCACCUUGUUUCCACAAGAAAAGGAAUCCAUUACAACAACUUUCUUGGUUUCUUUCUGCCCCCUGUCACUGCUGUGAGUGAGGAGAAUGAAUCUUCUGACUGGAACAGGAACUAGGCAUCUAUGACUCAGCCCCUUCCUCCUCCUUUUUCUCUUUCGGGUAUGUCUGUCUGCCGAGAGAGCACAUCCUGUUCUUCUCCUCCAUUCUGCAAACUUUAGAGUGGCAGGCUCUGCCUGUGAAGUUGAAGGCCUGAAGUUACCCAACACUGUCUGUGACUGUGUGGAUAAAUCUGCCUAACUUUGCGGUUCAUUGUUAGUGCCCACAACUAUAUGCCAUGCUCUCCAAGCAUCUUUAUUAGUAGUAAAGGUGAUAUUUCAUCUCUGUCUGCGUGACUCAUGUAUCACCUGGCCCCUCUGGAAGGUACACAGUCUCUCGGGAUGGUCAGGAUUACUAGGAAACCAUGUCUUGGAGAGUUACUGGUAAAUACUCUUGAGUCCUGGCAGUCAGGAGGCAAAAUAGACUUAGUUCCAGUCCAGGACUAAGGCUGGGCGAUAAAGCCAGAGAAUUCUAGAUUAUCAAUGGUGAGCUAGCUGCAUGUAUACUUUUUGAAAGAUCUUUAGAACUAGGUUCUUAGGUUGAGUUCCACAAAAAACAGACCUUAAGAGAACAACUUGUGUGCAGAUCAUUUACUCGACAGGUAGACUCAGGAAAUGUCAGUAUAGGAAGUAAAAAAUGAAACGGAAGGAGCACAAAAGUGUGCAUUAAUGAAGUUACUGCUAUGGGAACUGGAGUUCAACCUUACUGAGGACUUCUGAGGGAUUGCAUAGGACACUUAGAGUGCCCUCCACCCACCACUACCACUACCAGCAAAAGAGCUGGGCUGUUGAUCCACCAGCCCCCACUGGUCGAAGAUCUAGGACUGCUCCCCUGGCAUCAAUUGCCUGGCCCUCCCAGCCUGCCUUGCACGUUGGUCUAGUGCCUUACACAAAGACUGAGGAAGCAGUAGUGCAAAAGGACACUAACAGUAACUGCUACGAAUAUAGAUGUUGCAUGACCACAAAAGAAACAUUUUAUGUAGAAUUUAGCUGUCCUCACAACCUUUCCAUAUAUCACUGACCUGACCCUCAAAACAAUGUUAUGAGCUCUCUAGUCAGGAAUGUUUAUCCUCAUCAAGGGUAAAGACAUGAUGAGAUAACUGAGGAACAGAGAGAUGGGGACUUGUCCAAAAGAUAAAAGCCCCACCAAGUAUUUUGUAUUGUAAUAACAAAAUAAUAUAUGGGAAUUUAAAAUGAAACAAAGCUGAGUCCUGAACUUCUUUACUGAAUGGAGGAAUAGCAAUUCUUUUUGAAAGGACGGACUCAAACUUGAAUCAGAACCAAGAAUGGAUUCUUUAAAAUGUUAAGUGCUUUGCUGACUUUAUAUGCAGAAUUAACUCACCAGUCCACUUUCAUCAAGGGCAUCAAACUGCAGCUAUUGUUUGCCCAUUCUGCAAAAAUAGCCAUCCUACAUCCUUGAAGUUUAAUUCAACUCUUUCAAUAAGCUUUAGAUGAUGGAUAAGCUAGAGGAUUAAACCAGGAGCUGCAGUUGAACUCUUAUGCCUCAUAAUUGAUACUUUGAAAAGCUAAAACAUGUUCACUUCCUGAUGAUAGCAAUUUGCAAGAUUGAAUGACAUUGCAAGCAUAUUAAUUCAAACUGAAAACAUUCAGCUAAGUUAAUAUUAAUUUCACAGUGUUCUGAGAUUCAAGUGAAGCUGAGUUCUGUUGGGCUUAUAAAAUUAGGCUACAGAAAACAGGCUUUUUUUGAAGAUAAUUUCAGUCAGUUGACUUGGAUACAGGGUGAGCAGUGAAUCAGUCUAAUGAAAUAGAUUUUCAUUUUGGUGUUUUCAUCAUUUGGAAAACAUUAAAAAAGCAAAAGAAUAUGCUGUGGUAAAUUAUAAAAACUAAAAAAAAAAAAAAAAAAUUGAAGGAGGAAGAGAAAGUGAAGGACACCAAAACCCCAAAAUUCUUAAUCUCUUACUCUCACAAAAGGCAACCCACUCCAACACCUCCAUCAUUGCCUACAAAGAUAAUGUCCAAACCCUGGCACUCGAGACCUCUCAGAAUCUGGUCACAACUACCUCCUCCAUCAUCCAAUCCAUCAUUAAGUCCAGUCAGUUCUAUCCCCCAAAUGCAUCUCCUCAGGCUGUACCACCCCUGGACUAAACCACUACAACAUUCUACUAGUAAGACUCCCUCCUUCCAUGAUGGCCUCUUCAGUCUGUCCUCAUACAGCUAGAGUGAUCUUUAACAAUCCUUCCAUGGUAUAAUGAAUUUUGGGGUUACUUACCCAGCACUCACUUCCCUUUUCUUUCUUUCCUAAAUGUUUCCAAAUUAUCUUGGGAGGACCACUCCACCCUCACUAAGUAGCAACAUGCCAUUUGGGAUUGACCCCAGCCCUAGUGACAGGAGGCAGGGAGUCCUGCCUGGAGUUUGAGCUUCACUGCCAAGAUUGGGUGAUGUAGAGAGGUGACUGGCCCAGGCUGUUCCAGUCAGAGUGAAGGUGAGGGAUUCUGUUCAUUGGCUUAUAGAAGCUGGACUCUCCCUCUCCUUGUGAAAAAAAGAAACAGGUACCAUGGUUGAUGCCAAAACCAUCUUGUCAUCUUGAGAGGACUCUCAGAGAAGAGGAAAGGCAAGAUGAAAUGAAACCUCACCUCAAGACUUUGCAGUUACUCAGGCCAAUAAAUUCCCUUUAUUGCCUGAACCCUUUAAGUGGGGUUUUCUAUUACAUACGUGAGAGUGUCUGAGCUUAUAUACAUGGCUUCCCGUUGAACAUGGAAUCAAGUGUAAACUUCUUACAUGACCCCCAAAGCCCUCCUGAUUUGGACCUAGCCACAUCUCCAACCUCGUCCCUUGCCACUCUCCUGCAUGCCCACUACUCUUCAGGCCUCCUUGAACGGACAACACUUCUUCCCACCUCAGUGUUUUCGCACAUGUUCUCUUUGUCUGGAUAUUCUUGUGCGGACUCUUUAUAUCACCGUCUUCUUAUCAUCCAGGCCUCAAUGUCACCAUCACAGGCUGGUCCAUUCCAGUUUCGAGUCCUACACUAUCUUGGUUGCUGCCACUGUGGUUUCAAUUUCAGCAACCCCAUGAGAAAAGAACUGGGAGAAGGCCAGGCUGUGAGUUGGAAAUAUUCUCGGUGCCACAAGUCCAAUAUGCAUCUGGUCCCUCCCCACUCUCACUUCUGAGGAAAAAAAUGAAUGUGUGGGGACAUCACAUUUUUCUGGGGUUAGGAUGGAGAAUUUUAUUCCCAAGAAUGCCGAGAGGCUGCUCGCCAUGAGACAAAAGCUGGACUGGGCUUUGCUGCCGGCUCUGGGAUCUAGAAGGCCUUGUGCUGGAAGCUGGUGCAACAGUGCCCGAGGAGAAGGUGGGAGUUCCAGAGGGCAGCAAGUCAGGAGAAGACUGGCAAGAGACUGCAGGGCUGAGAGAGCAAGCAGUCUCUUCAGCACUGAAGGGAGGGUGAAGAGGACUUUAAUGAUAUUUUUAUGGACAGCAACACAUGGUGUGCUGGUGUCUUCCCUAAAAACAUUCCUGGGGAAACAGAAAAUCGGGUUCCCAGGGAGAAAGGGGAAAUGGAGAGUUACUGUGUGAUGGUUACAGAGUUUCUGUUUAAAUAAUGACAGAGUUCCAGAAAUAGAUAGUGGUGAUAGUUGUACAACAUUGUGAAUUUUUUUUGAGAGAGAAAGUGGCGGUGGGGGGGGGGAGGGCAGGGGAGGGGCAGAGGGAGAGGGAGAAUCCUAAGCAGGCUCCACACCCAGUGCAGAGCCCCACGUGGGGCCACCAUCCCGAGAUCAUGACUGAGCCGAAAUCAAGAGUCAGAUGCUUAACAGACUGAGCCACCCAGGCACCCCCAACAUUGUGAAGUUAUUUAUUUAUUUGUUUAUUUAUUUUAGAGAGAGCACGAGCACAAGCAGGGGGAGAGGGAGAGGGAGAAGCAGGCUCCCCGCUGAGCAGGGAGCCCAAUGUGGGGCUCCAUCCCAGGACCCAGGAUCAUGACCUGAGCUGACGGCAGAUGCUUAACCAACUGAGCCAGCCAGGUGCCCAACACUGUGAAUUUAAUUAACAACACUGAAUUUUUUAUUUUAAAAUGUUUGAAAUGAUCAAUUUUAUGUUAUUUUACCACAAUAAGAAAAAGAUUAAAAAUAAGCUGAAAAUGAGCAAAGGACCUGAACAUUUUUCCAAAGAAGGUCAAUAGGCACAUGAAAGAUGCUCAACAUCACCAGUUAUUAGGGAAAUGCAAAUUAAAACCACAGUGAGAUAUCACCUCAUAAUGCUGACAUAUCACCUCUUAGAAUGGCCAUCAUCAAAAAGAGCUAAUAAAUGUUGGUAUGGAUGUGGAGAAAAGGGAAGCCUUGUGAACUGUUGGGAUUGUAAAUUGGUACAACUGCUAUGGAAAACAGUAAAAAGAGAGGGGCACCUGGCUGACUCAGUCAGUGGAACAUGCAGCUCUUGAUCUCAGGGUUGUAAGUUCAAGCCCUAUGUUGGGUAUAGAGAUAACUUAAAAAUAAAAUCUUUAAGCAGUGCCUGGGUGGCUCAGUCAGUUAGGCAUCCAACUCUUGAUUUCGGCUCAGGUCAUCAUCUUGAGGUCAUGGGAUCGAGCCCUGUGUUGGGCUCCACGCUCAGUGGGGAGUGUGCUUGAGAUUCUCUCUCUCCCUCUGCCCCUCCCCCUGCUCACGCUCUCUCUCUUUCUCUCUCAAAGAGAUAUUUAUUUCUCAAAGAAAUAAAUAAAUCUAAAAUAAAAUAAAAUCUUUAAAAAAUAGAAAGAGACCUACCAUAUGAUCCAGCAAUUCCACUUCUGGAAAUACAUCCAAAGGAAAUGAAAACACUAACUUGAAGAUAUAUCUGCACUCUCCAUGUUCAUAGCAGCAUUAUUUACAAUACCCAAGACAUGGAAACAACCUAAGUGUCCAUCAAUGGAUGAAUGAAUAAAGAAGUCUGGGUAUAUAUAAAUACAUACAUACAAUGGAAUAUCAUUAAGCCAUAAAUGCACUAGAGGAAAAUUUACUAUUUGCAACAACAUGGAUGGACCUUGAUGGCAUUAUGCUAAGUGGAAUAAGUCAGACAGAGAAAAGCAAACACUGUAUGAUCUCAUUUACAGGUGGAAUCUAAAACAAACUCAUUAAGAGAUUAGACUUGUGGUUAUGAGAGGUACAGUGUUAAAUUGGAGGCAGGUGGUCAAAAGGUACAAACUUGCAGUUAUAAAAUAAGUAAGUACUAGAGAUGUAAUGUACAACAUGACGACUAUAGUUAGCAUUGCUGUUUGAUAUAUAGGAAGUUCAAAGAGUAAAUCCUAAGAGUUCUCGUCAUAAGGAGAAUUUUCUUUUUUCUUUUCUUUUAAUAUAUUUAUAUGAAAUGAUGGAUGCUAGUUGAACUUACUGUGGGAAUCAUUUCACAAUAUAUAUAAAUCAAACCAUCAUGCUGUAUGCCUUAAACUAAUACAGUGAUGUAUGUCAACUGUUUCUCAAUAAACUGAGAAAAACAUUUAAAAAAUAAACUGGCUGUAUAACGGAGGAACUAGAGUAGGCCAAGCAGACCAAGAAAGAGGUUGGAACAUCCAUCUGAUCAGGAGCUGAUGAGAACUUCAACUAGGACAAUGAAAAUCAGGAAAAAUUUGUAAGUAAAAUGAUCAGGACCAAAUGCCUAUUAUUUCGGACCUGCUGAAUUUAAGGCAUGUGGUGACACUCCAUCUCCUUCUUGCACACACUCCCCACAAGGGGGUCACUGCUGGGGUCCCGCUCAUUUUCCCUCAGCAGUCCCCUGCCAAUUAUGACAUCACAAAUUCAGACCCAGGGGGUCAAAUCUACUGUUUUCAAAAGAAGUCAGAAAUCUGUGUUUUUAUGUGAAAUUUCCUGAUUUAUAAUUCCCGUCUCAGGGCUAGUUCCUGUUUAUGACUCUUGAUAUGGAUGGCAUGAUAAAAUAGGACAACAAAUUCAUAUUGCACUGACUAUAGACCAGAUAUGAACUUGGAAUAUUUUAAAAUUUUUAUUUGUGUGUAUUUAUGGUAUACAUAAUACACUAGAACAAUGGUAUCUAUGUAUUAAAUCAUAAAGAGUAAUUUAUAAAGAAUGUGUAUAGGGCCACCUGGGUGGCUCAGUUGGUUAAACAUCUGCCUUUGGCUCAGGUCAUGAUCCCGGGGUCCUGGGAUCAAGCCCCGAAUCUGGCUCCCUGCUCAGCAGGGAGCCUGCUUCUCUCACUCCUCCCUGCUCGCUUGUGCUUGCUGUUGAUCUCUGUCACUCUCUUUCUCUCAAAUAAAUAAAUAAAAUCAUUUUUAAAAGAAUGUAUAUAAUUUGGAAAAAGAAUGAGAAUAUCCUGAGAAAACAUCUUUUAAUACAUCUUUAAAUUUUUUUUUUUUUAAGAUGUUAUUUAUUUAUUUGAGAGAGAGAGAGAAUGAGAGACAGAGAGCAUGAGAGGAGGAGGGUCAGAGGGAGAAGCAGACUCCCUGCCGAGCAGGGAGCCCGAUGCGGGACUCGAUCCCGGGACUCCAGGAUCAUGACCUGAGCCGAAGGCAGUCGCUUAACCAACUGAGCCACCCAGGUGCCCCAUCUUUUAAUACAUCUUAAGAUAAAGGUAUAGAAUCAAAAAAGCUCAGAGAACCUCUGAUGGAGACUAUUCCUCAACAGUAUGUCAUUAAGCCACAGUUCUCAAGCUUGGAUGGACUGAAAAAUCUGGUUUCAGAUGCCUAUCCCUAGAUCUCACACACCAUAGUUUCUGACGCACUAGGUCUAGGGUGGGAAUAAGAAAUCUGCCUUUCUAACAAGUGCCCUAAGUGAUGUUGGGUCAAAAACCCAUGAACCACACUUAAACACAGACAUAUUGUUAGGAGUAGAGGCUCUUGAGUCAAAAGGUCCUGGUUUCAAAUCUUGGCUCUGACAUUUAUCAGCCAUGGGACUUUGAGAAAGUUAACUUUAACUUCUGAAAGUCACAAAUUUCUCAUUUGUAAUCUGGAAAUAAUACUAAUGGCUACCUAAUAAGUUUGUAAAACAAUAUUCAGCACAUAGGGAAGGUAAAGUAAAUAUUAACUAUUUUGUUAUGAUUGAUUAAUUCUUAAGCUCUGUGGAAGGGAGCUGAAGUGUUUUUAGGGCAAGGUGAGCUACCCUGUUUCUUUUGUCAUCCAUCUUAUAAAGAGCCUUUGUCUGAGCAGGACUCCUCCCUUUUAUCAUGACCUCCUUUGUCUGUUCUCAAAUUCUUUUCCUCUUCAAAGCUGCCCUUGAUGUUCUUUUUAACUUGACUUCAUCUACAUAAAAACAUUCACAGACAUGGGUGCUCAUCAUACUAAUCUCUCUACUAUGAAUAUGUUUGAAAUUUUCCUUAAAAAAAAAAGCCUUUUAAAGUCUUUGUUCACAUGAACUGCUCUAAACUUUACCCUCCGUACGGAGAGCUCUAAUACCACCUGAAAUUUACACCUGGGCAGUGAAAUUUAGGCACCAUCUCUUGAACUCUCCUCAUACAUACAAGGUACAUACAAGGUCUGAGACUUACUCAUGACCCUCGCAGGGCAUUCUCUGUGAAGAACAUCAACCGUCCUAGCACAUAUAACGUCCGUCUGUCAGGGCUGUCAGAGUCUGCAGGCAGACUGCCAUCUUAUUGCUGGGAUGAUCCAGUUGGCUAGCGCUGUCCUGGGUUCUGGGGCCCCAUCCCCAACUCCAACCAAGGCACCCCAGAGAUAAAAGCAGAUGAUCCUGGAACAAAGUAAAAAUAAUUUAGCUAGAUAAACAUUCAUUAUUACUAUUAGAAAAUAAAUUCAAAGCACAUGCCCUAAUUUCCAUAACUCAGUGUCAACAUCUUUGUAAAAAGGUACUAGAUGGGCAAGGGUAACUUAAAAGUUACCAAAAAAGUUAAAAAAAAAAAAAAAAUACCAGCAAGCGAUUUUCUAGUCUCAAAUGUUUGAAAACCUCAUUCUCCAAAAUAUAAAAAUUCCAAGUGAAACAUCGCCAAAGCUAAUACUAUUAGGGUUUAGGCUAUGCUGCCAUAACAAAAAAACUCAAGGAUACACUGGUUUACCUCAGGGUCUAUUUGUCUCUCUUAUCACAGUCUUGAGGUGCUCCAGGGUGGUAGGGCUACAUGGCCAUCCCUGCACAGGGCUUCUAACCCAGUCAGGAGGAGGAAGGGGAAGAGCCACAGAGUACAUGAGUGUUUCUUUCUGGGUGCACAUCUGAGAAGGGCAAAAAUCCCUUCCACUGACUCUCCACACACUGUCCACUCCACUGGACAGAACUGAUACAUAUAAGCCACACUUAACUGCAAGGUCUACUGGGAAAUGCAGUCACCAGCUGGGUGGCCAUAUGGCCAACCUAGACUCCAAGUCCUAGUAUUAAAGAAAGGGAGAAUAGAGGCUGGUGAACAACUAGCUGGUUCCUUCUAGAUCUUCCUCACUUCUUGUACAGUGGAAGUGCAGAAACUUUUUAGGUUAUACAAAUCCUCAGUGGGAAGGCUGUUCCGGAUGAUUGUAAAGUAUGUAGUAUUUGGAGUCUAUCUGGGUACAAAACCUGGUUCUCUCACUAGCUGUGUACCCAUAGGCAAGUUAUAUAACAUCUAUGUGCCUCCAUUUUAUUAUGUGUAUUUGGGAAAUAAUAACAGUACCUAUCUCACAGGGUACCAUAAGAAAUAAAUGGGAAUAUAUUUUUAAAGCAUCUAACAUAGUUUCCACAAUGCAACCCCUAUCAAAAUCCUAAUGGUAUUUUUUUGGCAGAAAUAGAAAAUAAGUCUUUCCUAAAAUUCAGAUGGAAUUUCAAGGCAUCCAAAUAGCCAAAACAAUCUUGGAAAAGAAGAACAAAGUUGGAGAUCUCACAUUUCUCAUUCUCAAAACAUAUCACAAAGCUACAGUAAUCAAAGCAGCAUGGUACUGGAAUAAAGACCAACUUCCAGACCAGCGGUAUAGAAUAGAAAGCUCAGAAAUAACAGUUUCUAGCAUGUGCGAGGCACUUAAUAAGUGUGCCAUCAUCAUCAUCAUCAUCACCACCACUAAGCUGGAUUAUUUUUUCCUCCUCCACAUAUUACAUACUGAUGCCAGUCAUUUAGUUCAAGUGCAUUUAUUUACUUCUUUAUGGACUUUGAGUUUGGCAAGUGUUGACUGAGUACAAUGAGAAACGUGAUUUAGGCAGAGAUUAAUUGAGGAAGGGCAGGUUCCAACUUAGCCCAAGGACUCAAUCUGACAGAAUCUUUCCUACUUUCCAAGGUUUUAAAUAGAUAUGAAGGGACUUGGGGAGCCUAGGUGGCUCAGUUGGUUAAGUGUCUGCCUUCAGCUCAGGUCAUGAUCCCAGGGUCCUGGGUUCGAGUCCUGCAUCAGACUCCUUGCUCAGUGGGGAGACUGCUUCUCCCUCUUCCUGCCUCUCUCCCUACUUGUGCUCUCUCUCUCUCUAAAAAUAAAUAAAUAAAAUCUUUAAAAAAAAAAGAAGGGACUUAUCUUUGUCUCAUCAUUGAGAGUUGUUGGACGGGCAGUGGUCCUCAAGUCUAUAGGCAAAGGCACAGCUGACACAAGGCCAGUUCUGGGUCUCUAUGGGCUGUUGUUAAUAACUAGUACAGAGUCUUCAGAGCAUGGGAGGCCAGAUGGGGCUUGCGGUCUUGAAUGCCACACUGCUGGGUAAAUCUUCCAUAUCUCACUGCACAGACAAUGAAACAGGUCAACAGUCUAAAGGGGGAACUUUAUUGUGCAGGUGAUUUCAGAGCAAACUUGAGGUCAAGGAAUAAAAUGUUGGGCAGGCAGCUCAGAGGUCAAGGCCUGAGCAUGCAUUUUUCCACACCAGCUUCUGGAGUUUCAGAGGGGCUUAAUGAGAGCCAACAAAAUUUCUGAGCAUUUGUUGGCAACUAUGCCAGAGAGCUAGGUUGACAUUCUCUCAGAGCAACAUCACUUGAUGUUCCAGGUGGAAGCUGUUUGUGUCUUUUCUCCUCUUAAAUAAUAACUACAAUUCAAAUAUAAUAAAUGGUGAUGACCAAUUUGUUUUCCAUUUCAUAUUGUAAAAGCGUUCGUUCCCGGUUUACCACACUCACACCACUGCAAAAGUCUACUGCUGAUUUUUAUUUAAAGGUCCAUGUCUGGAAAAUAGUCUGCUUUCCGUCUUCCUUUUUACCAGGAGAUAAUUAUAACUUCAUCGACCUGCAAAGCGGUAUAACUCUUAUAGACACAGUUAAGAAGGGUGUACCGGCCAUUCCUCUCCAGGAUAUGUGCUCUUCCUGCCGUAUCUAGUGGAAAGAUUCUAUUGGAGUCCCCUUCUCUUCUCCCUUAACCACACCCAGAGCAGCUGGGGAUGCCUUCCAGACUUCCAAACUGUAACAGGGAGCUGUGAGGCCAUGAGUGUCUGAAUCCUUGGUCUGUGGACCUCAGGGCAACCUGAACUUUGCAGAGAAUUAACACAAUAGGGAGACUUUUCCAUUUUCCCAGGAAUUGGGCCAUGAUUUGGGCCAUGAUGAAAACCAGAACACUUGUGUGCCCCAACAUGAUCACCCUCCAGAGUCAUGGAAUGAUCUAUAUUUAGGUAAACAGGCAUUAAAUAUUGGUGUGCACAAUUCCGGACUUCAGUGAAUACCAGUCCUGGUUGUCUUCAAGAACAACAUGACGGACCACGGGCUGGGUCUGCCUUGCAGUCUCAGCUAUGGGUUUGAAACCUGGGGUCCCUGGACCCUCCCCCAGUGGAUCCAUAGCUAGAAUUCAAAGAAUCUCUGAACAUGAAUGGGGAAAAAUGACAUCUUGAUUUUCACCAACCUUAAACCAAAACAUAACAUUUUGUUCCACUACGAAUGUAGGCAAUACAUCAUUGUAGAAUUAGCAGUGCGCCCCGCGGUCCUGCGGAUCUGUCUCUUGCUUCAACAGUGUUUGGACGGAACAGACCCAGGGACGCCCCUCCAACCAGCCAACGACCACCCUCCAACCUCUUUUCCAUCGCAACCUUGGGAGCCAUCUUCUUGGCCAUCCACUGCCUCUGGGACCAGCCACCAGCCAAUUUCAAGCUUACCUUACCACCAAUCAACCAUGGGCUCCCAGAUGCGUCAGAAUUAUUCCACCGAGGUGGAGGCCGCCAUCAACCGCCUGGUCAACAUGCUUCUGCGGGCCUCCUACACCUACCUCUCUCUGGGCUUCUAUUUCGACCGUGACAAUGUGGCUCUGGAAGGUGUGGGCCACUUCUUCCACGAGGUGGCUGAGGAGAAGCGCGAGGGCGCCGAGUGUCUCUUGAAGAUGCAAAACCAGCGUGGCGGCCGCGCCCUCUUCCAGGAUGUCCAGAAGCCGUCCCAAGAUGAGUGGGGGAAAACCCUGGACGCCAUGGAAGCUGCCCUGGUUCUGGAGAAGAGCCUGAACCAGGCCCUUUUGGAUCUGCAUGCCCUGGGUUCUGCCCGCGCAGACCCCCAUCUCUGUGACUUCCUAGAGAACCACUUCCUAGAUGAGGAGGUGAAACUCAUCAAGAAGAUGGGCGACCACCCGACUAACCUCCCCAGGCUGGCCGGCCCCCAGGCUGGACUGGGCGAAUAUCUCUUGGAGAGGCUCACUCUCAAGCACGACUAGGAGCCUCUGGAGACCAGCAGCCUUUGAGGGGGCCCCUCUGACAGCCCCCUGCUGCCAGAGCUUGUGCCUCAGCCUCUCGCUGCAGCCACGAGGCAGCUUUUUAACCACCCUGGAGCCCUCUCCCAAGCCGUGGACCAUGGAAACAAUAAAGCUUUUUGCAGCAAAAAAAAAAAAAAAA
Messenger RNA from Mirounga angustirostris (Northern elephant seal), 18772 nucleotides. It is a transcript of the gene ZNF277, whose product is annotated as zinc finger protein 277. Bases 70 to 1440 code for a protein of 456 amino acids. The record is from RefSeq and is a predicted model, not a curated record. The transcript is spliced from 12 exons. Lineage: Eukaryota; Metazoa; Chordata; Mammalia; Carnivora; Phocidae.